AUGCUUGUGAGAAUCAACACACUUCUCCAAGGCUAUUCGGGAAUUAGAUUUGAAAUUUUAGAAGCCCUUGUCAAGCUCCUUAACAACAACGUCACCCCAUGUUUACCACUUCGUGGUACAAUCACUGCUUCUGGAGAUAUUAUUCCUCUUUCUUACAUUGUUGGUUUGCUAACUGGAAGACCAAAUUCCAAAGCUCGUGGACUCUAUGGAGAAAUACUUAAUGCCAAAGAAGCUUUUCAAUCAGCUGAAAUCAAUGUUGAUUUCUUUGAAUUACAACCAAAAGAAGGUCUUGCACUUACUAAUGGAACUUCUGUUGGUUCUGGUUUAGCUUCUAUUGUUCUAUUUGAAGCUAACAUCUUGGUUGUCUUGUCUGAAGUCCUAUCAGCUAUUUUUGUUGAAGUUAUGCAAGGGAAACCUGAAUUUACUGAUCAUUUGACACAUAAGUUGAAGCACCAUCCUGGUCAAAUUGAGGCAGCUGCUAUUAUGGAAUAUAUUUUGGAUGGAAGUGCUUAUGUCAAAGCAUCUAAGGAAUUUCAUGAGACGGAUCCUUUGGAGAAGCCAAAACAAGAUAGAUAUGCAAUUAGAACUUCACCACAAUGGCUUGGUCCUCUAUAA
This is a messenger RNA of Vicia faba (fava bean), 615 nucleotides long. NCBI's taxonomy places the organism in Eukaryota, Viridiplantae, Streptophyta, Magnoliopsida, Fabales, Fabaceae. The record is from the annotation of a GenBank genome assembly.